This is a messenger RNA of Tribolium madens (black flour beetle), 1112 nucleotides long. RefSeq names its product alpha- and gamma-adaptin-binding protein p34-like. The coding region runs from base 262 to 1017 and encodes 251 amino acids. The record is from RefSeq and is a predicted model, not a curated record. NCBI's taxonomy places the organism in Eukaryota, Metazoa, Arthropoda, Insecta, Coleoptera, Tenebrionidae. The transcript has a single exon.
UGGUGUAUAUGAGGUUAUGAAAAGAUAACCAAAAAAUUUGUAUGUCUGCUAAUUUUAUGAAAUUUAAAUUAACGUAAAUACAAUUAAUGCGAAAAAAAUUAUUGUUUGUUUUAUGUACCGUUGUUUGAACAAGAGGGCCAGCUAUUUGAAUUUAGUCAUCAAUGUUAUUAUAUUGUUUUUUGUAGUUAUAAAAACAUAACCUCAAUUAAUUGUGACACUUGUCAAACAAACGAUAAAAAAUAAUAAGAGUUUUUUAAGAAAAUGAGUGGAAAACCGAGUGUGGUUAUUGUUAGUAGCAGUAGCACAAAGCCAAAGUCAUUAAUUAAGCUAAUAACGAAAUGUGCGGAUAUCCAAGAAGACCCCCUUGACUCGAACAGGAUCACUCACACUUGGACAAUUGAUACCAAAUAUUAUUCAGCAGAAGUUGAUGUAAUUGGGAUAACUGAACAGUACGAGCGAUCUCAGACGUUCAAUGAUAACGUCGAGGCUCUAGUAAUCCACAUAGACACAAACAAAGAGAGUGGUUUGAAGGAUUUAGAUACCUGGACUAGUUUACAAGAAGAAUGCGACCCUGAGAUCAAACUCCUAAUCGCAAAUUAUUGUACCAGCGAAACGAAAACCACCAAAGCUGCGGCUACAGAAUGGUGUUUAAAACACGGUUUUGAAUUAAUAGAACUGUAUCCUGGGUCGCAAAUUUGCGAUCAGGACAUAAUCGAGGAGAAAAUUGGUGUUGAAAGGGUCAUUGAAGCCCUCCAGACCCACACUUGGACCAAUCUGAAUAUGAAAAACCAGGAAAAUGACGUGAAUAAGAAAAACGACAGUGUAGUUGAAUUAUGUGAGGAGUUUCUCACAAGUGAAGCAGUCGAUGAUUUUAGCGAUUUGUUUGCGCAAUUAAAUAUGAUGAAGGAGAGUUUGCAGUCUUUGCCAAUGAAUCAGAGGAAGCAGUGUGCCGAGCAGGUGGUCACGGCGUUUUGGCGCGCUAUUGGGGGAGAUGAAGAAGAAAUUGCAGAUGUCUAAAAUUUUCACUGCAUUUAAUUACGAUAAAAUAAUAAUUAUAAAUUAAAAUGUUAUGCAAUGAUUAUUUAUUAAUAAAUAAGUUUAGAUAGUAAUAA